AUGGCGACAGAGUUUGAUGAUGUAUUGACAAAUCAGCCAGUCGUUAUUGACAAUGGAUCCGGAACGAUCAAAGCGGGCUUCGCGGGUCAGGAGCAGCCAUCAUGCUACAUUCCGUCAUUUGUCGGACGACCCAAGCACCUUCGAGUGAUGGCGGGAGCAAUAGAGGAUAAUCUGUUCAUUGGAAAGAAGGCACAGGAUUUGAGGGGUUUGUUGAAGAUCAUGUACCCAAUGGAGCACGGCGUGGUUACGGACUGGGACGAUAUGGAGAGAAUAUGGGGCUGGGUCUACGCGGAGGGUCUGAAGGCUUUGAGCGAGGAGCAUCCUGUACUCUUGACUGAGGCUCCUCUCAACCCGAGACAGAACCGUGAUGUCGCCGCUCAGAUAUUCUUCGAAACGUUCAACGUACCUGCUUUCUUCACCAGUGUCCAGGCCGUACUCAGUCUGUACUCAUCUGGGAGGACUACGGGAAUCGUGCUCGACUCUGGAGACGGAGUGACACAUGCGGUGCCUGUCUUUGAAGGCUUCUCCAUGCCACAUGCCAUACAGAGAAUCGAUCUUGCUGGGAGAGACGUGACUGAUCACCUCCAGUUGUUAUUACGAAAAGCGGGCUACUAUCUCCAGACUUCAGCCGAGAAAGAGGUCGUGCGGACGAUCAAGGAGAAGACUUGUUAUCUGGCACUCAACCCGGCGAAAGAGGAAAAAGAUCACAGUGGCGCGUGGGAGGAGUUCAGACUGCCGGACGGGAAGGUCAUACAGCUCGGUACAGAACGAUUCUUAGCACCGGAAAUUCUCUUCAACCCAGAACUGAUAGGGCAGGAGUAUCCGGGAGUGCACCAGGUCAUCGUGGAUUCCAUCAACCGGACUGAUAUGGAUUUACGCAAGAGCCUAUUUAGCAACAUUGUGAUGUCCGGUGGCUCAACGCUCUGUACAGGCUUCGGCGAUCGUCUACUGAGCGAAGUGAAAAAGCUGGCAUUAAAAGAUGUCAAGCUGAAGAUCUACGCCCCGCCCGAGCGAAAGUACUCUACUUGGAUAGGAGGGUCCAUCCUCGCUGGACUGAGCACCUUCAAAAAGAUGUGGGUCAGUGCCGACGAAUACAAGGAGGAUCCCGAUAUCAUACACAAAAAAGCAUUCUAA
Kockovaella imperatae is the source of this 1134-nucleotide messenger RNA. Its product is annotated as actin family. The record is from RefSeq and is a predicted model, not a curated record. The transcript is spliced from 11 exons. The coding region runs from base 1 to 1134 and encodes 377 amino acids. NCBI's taxonomy places the organism in Eukaryota, Fungi, Basidiomycota, Tremellomycetes, Tremellales, Cuniculitremaceae.